UACCCGUCAGCAACCUGUUGUUUGUAUUUCUGGGAACCAGUUGCUUGAUGCUCCCUAUACAAUAGACGAAACUGAAUGCAACUGUUUGUAUCAAGAUGAAAAAAGCUAUAGUGAUAUUUAUGAUACUAUGUUUCUUUACUACUUAUACUGUUGCGUCACCGUUACUAGCUGGUGGCACACUGGUAGUUGUUGCAGGUCUUGUUGGUAAACUAUUUUUCUGCCACUUUAAAGAAUGUUGUAAUGACAAGUGGAUAUCACAAGAAUUGCCAAACCUAAAAGCUGAACUAAGUAAUAAGGUUUUUGGCCAACAUAUUGCAAUUCAGGUUGUACAUAAGGCAAUAGAGGGCCACAUAAAAAAUAAAAGUCCAUCAAAAGCUUUGGUGCUUUCGCUUCAUGGAUCAACUGGUUGUGGUAAAAAUCAUGUCAGCAACAUUAUUGCAGACAGUCUGUACAAGUUGGGAAGGAAAAGCAAGUACAGGCAUCUAAUAAUUGCAACGCAUGAUUUUCCACACAAGGAAAGAUUACCAGAAUAUAAAGAUAAAUUAAUAAAUUUCAUUAGCGAAAAAGUGAAGGCCUGCCCAAAGACGUUGUUCAUCUUCGAUGAAGUGGAUAAAGUCCCUGAAGGAUUGAUGGACACCUUGCGACCAUUCUUAGAACACCAUGAGAAGGUUGAUGGAGUAGACUAUCGCAAGAGUAUAUUUAUUUUGUUAAGUAACACAGGUGCAGAGAUGAUUAACGGAUUUGUUAUCAACCACUGGCGAAAGGGUAACAAACGAGAGGAUUUAACAUUUAAGGAUCUGGAGCCAGUUAUAAAUAAUGGUGCAUUUAAUAUAAAAGGUGGUCUAUGGCAUAGCAAUUUGAUCAAAAAUUUUCUGAUCGACUUCUUUGUUCCAUUCUUACCACUAGAAAGAUCACAUGUCAAGGAAUGUAUCAGGGCAGACCUUUUAGCAAAGAAUGUAACAGUCACAGAAACAAUGAUUAAUGAGGUUGCAAAUUUAUUGCAGUAUAGUAGCCCUGACAAAAUAUUUUCCUCAACAGGAUGUAAACAGGUCUCUACUAAAGUUUAUUAUGUUAUUUAGAAAUAAAAUUCUUAAUCAAAGAAAUAAGAGAACAUUUUCUAAAACAUACCUGACACCAUUGUACUCAUACAUAAUAUAAACUAUGUAUUUUAAAAUAAUACACACCAUUAUGAAUAGCAUUACAAGAAACCACAUCAUCACUGCAUGUCAAUCUCAUCAA
Dendronephthya gigantea is the source of this 1239-nucleotide messenger RNA. RefSeq names its product torsin-1A-like. Gene Ontology annotation, molecular function: ATP hydrolysis activity; ATP binding. The coding region runs from base 96 to 1079 and encodes 327 amino acids. The record is from RefSeq and is a predicted model, not a curated record. NCBI's taxonomy places the organism in Eukaryota, Metazoa, Cnidaria, Anthozoa, Malacalcyonacea, Nephtheidae. The transcript has a single exon.